Colius striatus (speckled mousebird) is the source of this 1245-nucleotide messenger RNA. RefSeq names its product PDZ domain containing 11 (gene PDZD11). Gene Ontology annotation, biological process: maintenance of epithelial cell apical/basal polarity; neurotransmitter secretion; protein localization to basolateral plasma membrane. The transcript has 6 exons. Lineage: Eukaryota; Metazoa; Chordata; Aves; Coliiformes; Coliidae. The record is from RefSeq and is a predicted model, not a curated record. Gene Ontology annotation, cellular component: cell-cell junction; basolateral plasma membrane; synapse. Gene Ontology annotation, molecular function: protein binding. The coding region runs from base 37 to 459 and encodes 140 amino acids.
GGGCGUGGCCCGGCGGGGCGGCGGCGCGCGCGCAGCAUGGAGGCCCGCGUCCCCUACGACGACUUCCCGGUGGUGUUCCUGCCGCCCUACGAGAGCCCCCCCGCCUGGGUGCCGCCGCACGAGCGGGUGUCACACCCCGACUACAACAACGAGCUCACGCAGUUCCUGCCCCGCACCAUCGUCCUCAAGAAGCCGCCCGGGGCGCAGCUGGGCUUCAACAUCCGGGGAGGAAAAGCCUCGCAGCUGGGGAUCUUCAUCUCCAAGGUGAUCCCCGACUCGGAUGCACACAGGGCAGGGCUGCAGGAGGGGGACCAGGUGCUCUCCGUGAACGAUGUGGACUUUCAGGACAUCGAGCACAGCAAGGCUGUGGAGAUCCUGAAGACAGCCCGUGAAAUCACCAUGCGUGUGCGUUACUUCCCCUACAAUUACCAGAGGCAGAAGGAAAGAACUGUUCACUAGUGGGCAGCUGCCUGCUGGGUCUGCAGAGCCUGCACACAACUCUCCACUGCUUUUCCUCAACACAUGAGAUGACACAUCAAGUUUCAUCUGUCCCUGGAGGUACAACUCUGGUGCUGUCUGCAUGGGCACCAGCUCUGCUCCCUGCCUGGAGCCUUAUUUAGCUGGAAGAUGGAUGGGCCUUUAGUCUGUAGUCCUAGGACUGUGUGUUGAAACAAGCUGAUGGUGCUGAUGUGGAGGUGGGCACUGGAAGGCACCUUCUCCAGCAAAGACCUAUGCUUCUGUUCUAGCAGGACUUAAAUCAGAUGAGUGCUCUGGAUCCAAAGGGCCUGAGUGUGCUUGAGCAGGGCAUGGCCUUUAUCCUCUGAGAGAUCAGCCUGUGCACUUCUCUGCUGACAUGAAGUUCUUUCCUCCUUCACUGUCCUACCUCUGUUCUGCACUCCUGGCUUUGCUUGGGAGCAAAAUCCCCUCAGCCUCUGCCCCUCUAGGCCUGCCCAUCCCUCUGCACCACUCCCCGAGCCCUGUGAUGCCUAGAGCAUGUCCUGGAGCUCCCACGGUCAGGCUUCACUCCCUGAACCCACCUCCUUCACUCAGCACAGCCCAGUCCCAGCUCCUCACCCCUCUGAGGUAAACUGGUCCCUUCCCUCUUCUGAGAGAGGGCACAGAGGAAGGUGCAGUGGCGCUCAGCGAAGGCGGCUGCAGUGCCACGCUGACAAUGGCACCAGGACAGCCCUUGCUCUGGGCUGCUUCCCUCUCACCUGCAAUAACAAUAAACAAGGUCAGCUAUGA